AUGGCUCUCCCAUGGAGUUCCGCUAUUAUAGGCCCACUUCUGUUUUUGAUCUAUAUCAAUGACUUGCCUAACUGCUUGAACGAGGGUUUACCUAGAAUGUAUGCUGAUGACACGAACAUCAACAUGCAAAGUAAUAAUCUUUCUGAGCUAGAAAAUCUUAUGAAUGCUGAAAUAGCCAAUUUAAACACAUGGCUAGAGGCAAAUAAGUUAAGUUUAAAUAUUGCCAAGACUGAAUUUAUGAUUAUUGGAUCUCGUCAAAGACUUUUAACCUUUGAUAAUCAGAAUGUGGAAGUAUGUGUUAACAAUAAACAGAUUAAUAGAGUGCUGAAGUCUAAGUCAUUAGGUUUAACAAUUGAUGAGAACUUGACUUGGAAAUAUCAUGUUGAUAAUAUCACCAAAAAAGUCUCUUCGGGUAUCAGUGCUCUCAAACGAAUGAGAGAUUUUAUUACCACAGAAACUGCAAUUCGAGUUUACCAAAGUUUGGUGGAGCCCUAUUUUUCCUAUUGUGCCCCUGUUUGGGAUGGCCUAGGUAAAAAGCAAAGCGAAAAAUUACAAAAAUUACAGAAUAGGGCCGCCCGUGUUAUUACCAUAGAUAUCUUAUAUACACUAGAUAGCGCAUCUCUUUUAGUAAAAUUGAAGCCAACAAUAUUCCAGCGGUUACCCCCAUUUGAAUAGAUGGCGGCCAUGUUGGUCGUUCCCACUUGCUAGUAAACGCUUAAAAACAACAAUAAUUUUCAUAAUUUCAAUAUUUUAAAAACGUAUUUGGAAUAGGGUUAACUUAAUGUUUAAGUUCCCUGUUUAAGAAAUAGAAAACAUACGAAUCUUCUAAUUUCAUGGGAACAACCUGAGACUGCAAUCACGGCUUCAAUUUUUGAAUUUCUGAAUAAUUAGAUGCACUAUCUUGUGUAUAUAAGAUAUCUAUGGUUAUUACCCGUUCAUCCUAUGAUAUUUCAUCAAGUUCUCUUCUUGAAGAACUUAAUUGGGAAUCAUUGUCCACUAAGCGAUUAAAGCAAAAGGCAAUCCUCAUGUUUAAUACUAUUAAUAAACAUACACCAUUCUAUUUACAAGAGAUGUUUUCUCCCAGUGAGAGUGUUUAUAACCUGAGAGAUUCUUAAGGUAAACUUUAUGUCCCAAAACCACGCACAGAUUAUUUGAAACGCUCCUUCAGUUACAGUGGAGCCUCUUUAUGGAAUGGCCUGCCAGAAUCUCUUAGAUCAGUAACCUCUCUCGCUGCAUUUAAGACAGGUUUAGAAGCCUUCUUAAUAAAUAAUCGAUCUGACUCCCACACGGCAAUCAGGUAGAACAGUAUCUAUAUUUCUUUUUGCUCCUUUUAAAAUUUUUUAAUAUUUUUGUAAAUAACUAUACUGAUGAUUUUCCGUGUUUAAAUAAAGUUGAUGUAUGUAUGUAUGUAUGUAUGUAUGUAUGUAGUAUCUGAGAGUACAAUACGACGACGUGUCGACGUCGACGUUCAUUUGUUUCAGCUAAUACGAACAGGGAAUCACAUUCUACCAUAAGGGACAAUGAUCUUGAUCUACUUGUUCGUGGUAUCUUACAAGUAACACCCAUGCAGAAUUGGCUAUGGAUUAGUACAAGAAUAUUUAUAUUUCUCUUGUAAACAUCCAGACGGCGAGAAAAAUAUUCGGCUGCAUCAGCAAUGUUUGUGGUUAACUUCCGUUUCCUGACUUUCUCUGUAUUUUAGUUCUUUACUUCCGUUUCCUUUCGAUUUAUAUUUUUGACUUUUCGAUUUAUUUUUAUGAGCCGCGGCUUUGACUUGUCAUUUGGGAGUUUCGCUUUAUAAAUAGAACUUAGGACUUGCAUUUAGUUUUCAUAUAUAUCCUUUGAGGUUUGAAAUGUAUUUUGCAUUUUUCAAGUAUAUGCUUUAAACUUUCGUUUUAUUUUUUUUUUUUUUUGAGUUUGAACUUUAUCUUGAUAUUUUCAACAUUAUAUUGAGAGUUAUAACAUGUUUAUAUGAUGUUUGAAUAUUUCUUAUUGACUUGAAAUAAUUUUGACCGGAACGGAACGCCAUAUAUUGUCGUCAAAUUCAAGCGAAGAAGAUGACGCUGUCACAAACCCAAUUCAACUGGCAAUAAAUAAAGGAGCCAAUAUUACAGAGCCUGAUCGAGCUGCUAUUUCGAGGAAGCGGAAAAUCGUAAAAAACAGUGGGAAAUACAAGGCAAGUCGUGUGAAAAAUCACUCGAAAAAUGAUACCUGUGUUUGGGACAAACUAAAAGAUUUCCCUGGUCAACAUUUCGUCAACGAAAAUGGGCAGUUACGAUGUAAUGCCUGCAGUGAGAUAAUUAGUAUUAAAAAAAGUUCCAUCGAGAAGCACGUCCAAUCGAAAAAACAUGUAAACGGAAUUGCAAGCAUCGCCAAAAGCAAAAAGGAGAACCAGACUAUUUUGGAGUGUUUAAAAAAGCAAGAUAUACGCGAUCGUGCGAGCGGCUCAACUUUACCUGAGGAUAUGAGGCUGUUUCGUUUUGAACUAGUAGAGACGUUUCUGCUAGCUGGUAUAGAAAUUUCAAAGCUUGACAUCAUACGUCCUUUUCUUGAAAAGUAUGCUCGGCACAGGUAAUAAAUGGGACAUUAGCACUAGAAUAUAAUGUUGUAAUUUGAUAAAAGAUCUCUAAGUCCUUAUGUUAAAUGAAAUUUACGAUGUGGUAGUUGCUGCAUCUUGGGUAGGUGUGGAAAACACAACACCACGUAUCAUGAUUAAUGUGUAAUUGAAUAGUGGUUAAAUAUUCAUUGAUUAUAUAGGUUAACCGGCGCUAGCCACAUGAAAGAUAUCAUUAGAGUUCUGGAUAUAUUUUUACGCCAUUGGAUAAGUUUGUUUGCCAAUAGCUAUAAUGCCAAACUUCUUUGGAAAGAGAGAACUGGCCAAUCAAUGCGCUCUUACAGUAAUACACGAUGGUGGAGUAAGUGGGAGGUCCAAAAACAAGUCUAUGAAUAUUUUGGUGAUGUCGUGCCCUUCCUGCGAGAAAAUGAGAAUCUCUCCCCUGCAACACGCCAACAUCUUUUGGAGAUAAUUGACAACCCUCGCGAUCUUCAGGAUCUCCGUUUGGAGCUUGCUGUAAUUGUUGACGCUGGUGUCCAAUUUGUCAAGGCAACCUACUAUUUGGAAGGUGACGGGCCGCCUAAUUUUCUCCUGUUACGAGCGUUUAUCAGCUGUUAGUAAUGCCAUUGGAGUAGCCAAUUUUCCAAGCAACUCUGCUAUUGCUCGAGAAAGUGCCAACGGUGACGUUGUGGUUCAAAACCAGCUCAUUACUCAGGCAAAAGCAUGUGUGCAACCCGGACUGCUCUUUUUUCAGGAAAAGUUCAGCGUGCAGUUCCACACAAUUGUUCGCGCUUUUAAGGUGUGCCUGUUAUUAACUCGCAUUCAUUGUGGAAUUACAUGUUUACGUGAAACUAGUAUUUGAUUUAUCCUUGUUAUAUUCAUUUCGAAAUCAGAAAAAGUCUAAAUUUAUUUUAAUAAUAAUUAUAUUAUUACCGUUAUUAGUAUAUUGUAAAGGUCGCACGUCUUUGUUGCCCAGUUCAAGUCCAACAACUAAAGCCAGAUGCUGCUGCACUCGAAGAAUUUAGCAACUUUCCAUUCGUGAAUGACAACACAAUAGCCAACUUAGCUAAUGAGUUGCCAGAUUAUCUUGCGGCUGUUGAUGGCGUCACUUUAGGCAAUGAAGAUGAAAAAGUUACCUGGUGGGCAGUACAACGCGAUACUUUACCACACUGGUCAGCUCUGGUGAAGAAGAAGUUGCUUCUAAUCCAGCCUAGCUCUGCUGCUGCUGAACGUGUGUUUAGUUUGCUUAACAGUAUGUCAUCGCAACAGGGAAACUCACUCGAAGAUUACAUUGAGGCAUCUGUUAUGGUCCGCUAUAACAGCACUCAAAGAAAGCACUAG
This is a messenger RNA of Paramuricea clavata, 3892 nucleotides long. Lineage: Eukaryota; Metazoa; Cnidaria; Anthozoa; Malacalcyonacea; Plexauridae. The record is from the annotation of a GenBank genome assembly.